GGGCGCGCAGGCCGUCUCCUAGAGGAGGGGCGGGGCAAGGGGCGGGGCGAGUGGCGGCGGAUUGGCGGGCACGCCCCCUCGCCCGCGGCCGCCUCCCCGCCUCCCUCCGCCGCCUGCUCUCGCUCCCCGGUCAGAGGGCCGGAGCGAGAAGAUGGCGAAGACGUACGAUUAUCUGUUCAAGCUGCUGCUGAUCGGCGACUCGGGGGUGGGCAAGACCUGCCUCCUGUUCCGUUUCUCAGAGGACGCCUUCAACACCACCUUCAUCUCAACCAUCGGAAUUGAUUUUAAAAUCAGAACAAUAGAACUAGACGGAAAGAAAAUUAAGCUUCAGAUAUGGGACACAGCGGGUCAAGAAAGAUUCCGAACAAUCACGACAGCAUACUAUAGAGGAGCCAUGGGAAUUAUGCUGGUCUAUGACAUCACAAAUGAAAAAUCCUUUGACAAUAUUAAAAACUGGAUAAGAAACAUUGAAGAGCACGCCUCUUCAGAUGUUGAAAGAAUGAUCCUGGGUAACAAAUGUGAUAUGAAUGACAAAAGACAAGUGUCAAAAGAAAGAGGGGAGAAGCUAGCAAUUGACUAUGGAAUUAAAUUCUUGGAGACAAGUGCAAAAUCUAGUACAAAUGUAGAAGAGGCAUUUUUUACACUUGCACGAGAUAUAAUGACAAAACUCAACAGAAAAAUGAACGACAGCAAUUCAGCAGGAGCAGGUGGACCAGUGAAAAUAACAGAAAACCGAUCAAAGAAGACCAGUUUCUUCCGUUGUUCGUUACUUUGAUGAACUCUUUCUGAGAGACUGCAGCACACCCAGAGGGCCCUUUCCUGCUUCUCUGAAAGCACAGGUCACCCAGCCUCAGAAUCACACCGCCGGCUGCUGCUGAGAGCACCACUCAACUUAGACCUCUCACCACAGAAUGCCACGUGGAUUCCAGCCUCAUGGAACAGGCUCCUUUUUUCAAACAUGGAAGCAAUGAAGUGGAGACACUUGCAGGACCUAACUUGUUUUUUCUUUGUUUUAUUGCCUUUUGCAGAAGCUGCUAUCUUUCUUUUUCACUUUGCACAUCAGUGUUAGCCUUCCUUAUUACAGCACAAUCUUAGAUGUAUAUUUGCACACUUUUGUGUCAUGAAAUUCUAGACAAAUUCAUACAUUUGAGGAUGUUGAAAAGAGAGCAGAACAUUUAGAGCAGAGGUUAACCAACUAAAAUUAAAAGAUACUUGGUUUGGUUCUAUGGCCAAAUGUUGCUGCCUUGGAAGCAUUUAUUUAAAUGCUUUGAUUUGUGAUUUUCUUAAAUAAGAAUCAUUAAAUUCCUUUUAAAAUUUUAUAAAAAUGCCCAUUUAUUCAUCAGAGGCCACAAUGUCUUUAUUUCUUCAGAUUGUUAAGAGUUUUGCCUCAUUCUUGACCUUUUUGUGAGACCGGGUGGCUGAAUGAAUCACGUUAUAAAUUGAUCACCUCUGCCUAAUCUAUAGAAACUGUAGUUGGAAAUCACCAUAAUCUCACUUUUCCUGGGGUUUUGUAUUUACUAUUCUUUCUCUUGUUUGACUUAAUGUAAUUAUUCACUUAUCUAAAACUAAUAACAUAUUUGAGUGUUGUUGUAUUUCUAUUUGUGAACUUCUACAGCUGAAAUUUUACAUAGGCAAAAAGAUGUACCAUUUAGGGCUUUAUUUCAACAUAUAACUGUGGUUCUGUCACAUAAGAAUAUGGGAUGUAUUUUUUCUAAGGUUUACCCCUUAGCUUGCUGGUUUAGUUGUAAUACCCAAUUCUUACCAUAAUCCCUGUCUGCAAAAGUUGACAAAAGUUAAAUUUAGAUUUUAGCUUGCAGAAAGCUUACCUAUAGGGAGAUUAACUUGUCGAUAUAAAUUUAAUAGAGAUAGCUCUUGGUAUUGGUGAAAAUAAUGAUUUUUGGUUUUGUUUUUAUUUGACUAUUUUUUUAAUAAAAGUAAUUAGACCUAGUGCAGCCUCUAGGAAAAGUCUCACCUUUUUAUUAGAGAAAAUACGAUCAAAGUUUCAGUUUUAUAAUACCUGUUGUUGAGUAUGUAGAACCCAGUUCCAUCUGUUUAGGUUAAUUGUUAUACAACUUAGUCUGAUCAUUUGGGCCAAAGCCCACUGAAAGCUUAGUUGCCUUUCUCACCAAACACUGGUACUGGUAUACCUUUUGUAGAUGAAACCAUCACGUAAGAAAAAAAGGUAUUUACUGUUAACUUAUGUGCCAAAUUCAGAUCACUAUGUCAUUGCUGUUGUUCUAGCCUUCAGCUCCAUAACACAGAAGGCAAUAAUACAGAGGUGAUUAGGGAAAUGAAUUCUGUUAAUUAUUCUUCCUGUUAGGCCUAACAUGCUUCACAAAGGCUACUAUCAUGCUUGAUAGUUAAGAACAGGAGAUGGAAGUCUAAAUGGAUUGCUUGUUACCUACCACAGAGAAUUCUGCUUCAAAUUAAGAUAUGUCCUUAGAACGCUUGGACCAGUCAACCUUUAUUACUUGUUUGAAAACUUAGGAAUGAUUUAGCAGCUACAAUUUAUACCAGAGCUAGUUUUGAUGGAUAUAUCAAACUUACUGUUGACAAAUUUUAGCCUCCUUAAUAAUUUUUAUAGUUACCUAUAGACUUAAAAGUCAGCCAUUGCUGUCCCCAUAUAAUCAAUCAGUAGUUCCAUGGUUGAAACUUGAUUGUAAGUCUGAAGUUAAAUACAAGUUAAAUACAUUCUCAAAAAGAAAAAUAAUUUCUUAGAAACAUCUUGUUUUCACUAAUUUUCUGAAGAAAUUCCAAGCAGUUAAGCUUUCUGGAUGGUAACAAAGUACUUUCUAAAAGGCAAGUGCUAUGACACCAUGUAUGAAUGUAAUUCUCUUAGUAAUUUACCUCUGACUAUUUGGUGUCUUAACACUUUGGUUUAUAUCUCAGGGGUUGUCUGCAAACCAAAACUGACAUAUUCUGUGGUUAGCUUUUUACAUUUUUUUUUAACACAAUGCUUUGCUUUUGUUCAAUUUCCUCUCUUCUUUUGUCUUAUAUGAGUUAACAACUAGUCUCCAUGAACUUCCCCUUUGAAAGAGCCUGUAAAAAAGUUAGAUGAGUCUAAAAGUGCUCUUUGAAGUAGCAGCAAAUUGGGAGUAUAUGCUCUGUUAUAUAAAAAUAAAUUGUCCUUGCUAUUUUCUUACAUUUAGCUUUGCUAAUUGUAUAUAAAUCGAGCUAAGACCAUAGGAAAUUCACUUUCUGCAUGGUAAAAUGACCCAAUAAAUAUUCCACUUUGCUUAAUAAUGUACAUAUAGUGCAUUAUUUUUUCUAUUUGUAGAUGAAUUUAGUGACAGAUAAUUGUCUGUUCCCUGCUGAAACUGAAGAAAUCUAGUUUUUUGUGAACAUUUUUGUGGUCUUAUGGAUAAAGUACAUGAAAAUUUUUGCAGCAGUAUUAGUGGUUCAGUGGCUGCACUUUAUUUUCAAUGUGCUAAGUUUUGACAAUGAUUGGAUUAGACCUUUUCAAGUAGAUGCUGAGGGUUUCAGUGAAAAUGUGCUGUAACUAAGUAGCAUGUAAGUCAGUUGAUUGUAAAAUGUUUCACUGGGAACUUAUUUUAGCUAUAUUUUACUUCAGACAGAUUAUGAUAAAAUAAUCCACCUGUGCAUCAGUUAGGAGGUGCUGCAGGGUUUCUUACUACUUACAUAAACAUUUUGUGCAGUCUUUGUUAUAAAUUUUCAGAAGACUAUACUCUUUACUUUGAAGGACUAUUUUUUAAUUAUACCUCAUUUAGCUAACUAUAAUAGUAUUCUAAUACCUGGUAGAAAAACAGUGAGCCAGCCUUUAAGCAUCCAACAAAAUUUAGAUUAUAUGUUUCAUUUUGAACUGAAGGCAUCUUUGAAAAAGAUAGGAGAUACCUUAGUUUAGAGUAGAACAUACAUGUCAUACCCAGUAGAGUAAAAAGAGUAUUAUCUCCUUGUUUCCAUUAAUAAAUUUAGCUGUGCAAUAUAGAGACAUUUUUGCAGAAGUUUCUAAGUAAGAGAUUAUAACUCCAUUUUACAGGUUCUGAAUGCUGAGAGUCUGUAUUAAGGCUUAUAAAGUUUUUCCUGUGAUAAGUAAGUAAUACAUUUAAGCAGACAUUCUUUUCAAAUUCAUGACUUAAAUUCCUUUACAAAUCUAAUCUUUAAAGAAGAGUUUCUAAGCUUAAAAUUUUAAAACUGAAUUUCAGUAUGUUUGGUUUACUUAUCUCAAAUUUUAAGCACUCAUUUCUGUAAUCAGGGUUUUUAGAAUUUAUCUUUUAAACAGAAAAGACAUUCCUUUUUCAUUUUUGUUCCAUCCAAAGGCUGGAGGGGCAGGGGUGGGCAGAAAGGAAUGUCUAAAAAUGAAAUCCCUUGAUGUAUAGAGGGACCUGGAAGGACAGGCUAUGGCUAAUAAAAUUUCAAAUUCCAGCACAAUUUUAGAGUAGAAUCAAUCUUUCUUUUAGACUAAUAAAAUUAAUGUCAUGUUCACUAUGAAAAAAUCUAAAUGACUGAAAUGUACAGAAAUGAAAAUUAGUAAACAAUUAUUUUAGGGAUAUCUUCAGAUUUUACUUAAUUUCUUGAAAUGCAUGUGCCAUAUGCAAUUGCAUUUCUUGUUGCCAAGAGCUAAUAGAACGUCUUAUUUCAUUUUCUUACCUUUUUUAAAAAUGUGAAUCAUAGUUCAUUCCUAUGGCCUUACAGAUGGGUUUUAUUUUGUUUGUUUGCAGCUGACGCUGCAGUUCCUUUAAUACAAAAAUACCAUAAACUAUUUGACAAAAAUCAUGCCCCUAACAGAGAAUAUCUAGUUUUUCCAUAGAAUUAUCCUACUGUGUAUGUUUAAACAUACUUUAUUUUUACUCCAAUGGCUUAAUGUGAAAAGCUCCUGCAGAUAAAGUGGACCUGUCAUGUGUUUAAUCUUGUUUAAGCCAGUUCAUUAACUGUGUACUGAUACUGAUGCUGUGGUUUUUUUUUAAAAAAAAAUGGAUUUUAUUCCAGGUGAACUUUUUUUUUUUCCAUUAUUUUUGUUUUAAAUUAAAACUUCGUUAUUGAAAU
Molecule: messenger RNA, 5004 nt
Organism: Microcebus murinus (gray mouse lemur)
Lineage: Eukaryota; Metazoa; Chordata; Mammalia; Primates; Cheirogaleidae
Gene: RAB8B
Product: RAB8B, member RAS oncogene family
Molecular function (GO): GTPase activity; GTP binding
Source: RefSeq, a predicted model, not a curated record